This is a messenger RNA of Striga hermonthica, 1506 nucleotides long. The record is from the annotation of a GenBank genome assembly. NCBI's taxonomy places the organism in Eukaryota, Viridiplantae, Streptophyta, Magnoliopsida, Lamiales, Orobanchaceae.
AUGGAGUCGCCUCAAUCCAGAACUCAAGAUAGAAAAGCGAUCCAUGAUUUUCUCACACUGUACUCAUCAUCAUCACCAGCAAAAGCCCAGCAGCAAGAUCCAUCGCAUUCCCAAGUUGACUACCUUAAGACACAUGACUUCCUAAAACCACUAGAAAGAGUUGAAAAGAAGGGGAAUUCAACAAACAACAAUGGUGCAGCAGAGAGGAGUGAUGGUGAAAGGCCACAAGCCGAGUGGAACGUUUCUUAUUUCAAUCAAAGGCUUUUAGACGCAGAGGGGAACAUAUUUUCUACACAGGCUGCUGCCUCAAACUGCACUUCUCACAUGGGGAGGAGUGGUUUCACAUUGUGGAAUGAAUCUUCGGGAAAGACAGGGAAGGAGAAUAUUGCUUCACACACACAUAUUCUGCAAGAUGCUGAUGUGAAUGUGGAGGGUGGACAAUGGACUUCAUUGUUGGAAAACCCAUCGCAAUCAUCUUCCGGUUACAAACAUAACACCACAACUUUUAGCUCUUUUUCGUCAUCUCAGCCAUCGUCCUCCCAGAAGAACCAAUGUUUCAUGGAGAUGAUAACAUCGACAAAGAAAAACUAUGAAGAAGAAGAAGAUGAUGAUGAUGAUGUAGGAGAUGAGUUUGUCAUCAAGAAAGAGGCCUCACCUCUCCCUAAAGGAAAACUAUCCGUAAAAGUUGAAGCAAAAACCAUUGACCAUAAGCCUAACACACCGCGUUCAAAACAUUCAGCCACAGAGCAACGUAGGAGAAGCAAGAUCAAUGACAGAUUUCAGAAGAUGAGAGAGAUUAUUCCUAACAGUGAUCAGAAGAGAGACAAGGCAUCAUUUUUACUAGAGGUCAUCAACUAUAUUCAGUUCUUACAAGAGAAGGUAAACAGAUAUGAAAGUUCCUACUGCAAUGGCUGGAACCAUGAGCCGCCCAAGAUGAUGCAUUUGAACAACAGUCCCAUAGCGAAAGGUGUUGUAGACCAAACAGAAAGUGGAAACACAGAUUCUUCUGGUGCAGCAGCAGUGUUUGGUAGAAAGUUUGGCGGGGACAGAGCUUGCAGGCCCCCAAGUCUCCCCAUCAACGGACGAAACUUAGUGAACUCAGAUAGAGUCUUAACUAGUAAGGCAGCACAGGCAAACAUUUUCACUUUUGCUAAAACUAGCAUGGCAGUAGCCUCUCCAAUUUCACCUACGCCGCAGCUAUCUGAUAUAGAUAGAACUAUGACGUGGACUACUGCUUUCCACGAGACAAAAGAUGAGGAACUAGCAGUUGAAAAAGGCACCAUCAAAAUCUCGAGCAUGUACUCACAAGGGUUGUUGAAUACUCUUGCACAAGCCCUACAAACGUCCGGGGUAGAUAUUUCUCAGGCCAGCAUAUCAGUGCAAAUUGAAUUGGGGAAAAGAGCGAAUUGCAUCCAACAAGCUUCGACCCCUGCCAAGGAUGAUAAUGUACCAGCAAGUGCAGGGGUCAAGUAUGACCAUACAUUAAAGAGACUCAGAACCAGCUAA